UUAUGUGUUGCACUACCUGUAGAAAGAUGCUAGCUAAGCUAAUGCUAGGAAGUAACGCUAAUCAUCUUUUGAGAGCAGUGAAUGGCAUUUAUGGCUGAAGUUUUAUGCAGAAACGGUUUUAACUACAACAACUGACAACAGACUGCUGAGAUGUCAGAGUCCCAAACCCCCCCCACUCCCAACCCCAGGGGGGACAUAUACAAAGGAUGGCUUUUCAAAUGGACUAAUUAUAUAAAAGGUUAUCAGAGACGGUGGUUUGUCCUCAGCAAUGGCCUCCUGUCUUAUUAUAGGACACAGGCAGAGAUGGGCCACACAUGUCGGGGCACUAUCAAUUUGGCUACAGCUAACAUUGCUGUGGAAGACUCAUGUAAUUUUAUUAUUUCUAAUGGUGGUGCGCAGACGUACCACUUAAAGGCCAGUUCUGAGAUUGAACGGCAGCGCUGGAUCACUGCUCUGGAGCUUGCCAAAGCAAAAGCCGUGGGCAUGCAGGCUGAUUCAGAUGACUCGGGUGAUGAUUUUUCAAUAGUGGCCCCCUCCCCCGAACAGGCAGGCUUAGGACGUAAUACAGAAAUUCAGGCCACACUUCGAACCCUCAACAGUAAAGUUUGAGGAUCUAGCUACUUGCAUGACCUUAUUGUCAAGCGUGGCACUGCACUUCAAAGGUCUCUGUCUGAACUUGAGGCCCUUCGACUUGGUGGAGACUCAACUGAAAAGUUCAAACAAGUUACAGAGCGGGCGACGUUGUUCAGAAUCACCUCAAACGCUAUGAUCAAUGCAUGCCGGGACUUCCUAUCACUUGCCCAGACCCACAGCCGGCGCUGGCAGAAAGCUAUCCAAACAGAAAGAGAACAGAAGAUCCGGUUAGAAGAGACACUGGAACAACUCGCCAAACAGCACAACCACUUGGAGAGGGCCUUCAGAGGGGCCACAGUCCUGCCCAACUUGUGCAGCAACCCCUCUUUAGAAACCAAAAGUACUUCAUCUGGAAAAUGUGAUGCCAGUGAUGAAGAUGAUGACAAUGAGUUUUUUGACGCAAUGGAAGAGUUUAUUACUGUUCCAGCUGACCCCAAAUAUCACAAGCGAUCUAGCAGCAAUGUCAGCGGGAUCAGCUGUGAGACUGGAAUGGAUGAUCAGUCGGUAAAUUUCGAUGAGCUGUCCCUGGCAUCAAAUCCGGACUCUCCACAAUCUAUGGAGCUAGAGCCUGUUCGACAAAGGCGCACUCGUAUUCCGGACAAGCCAAAUUAUUAUCUGAAUUUGUGGAGCAUUAUGAAGAACUGUAUUGGGAAGGAGCUCUCAAAGAUCCCAAUGCCUGUAAACUUUAAUGAACCCCUGUCUAUGCUGCAACGUCUGUCUGAAGACCUGGAGUAUUAUGAACUGCUGGACAAAGCUGCGAAAUGCCACAGCUCUUUGGAGCAGAUGUGUUACAUUGCUGCAUUCACUGUGUCCUCCUACUCCACCACUGUCCUCCGCACAGGGAAACCCUUUAAUCCACUGCUGGGAGAGACAUUUGAGCUGGACAGGCUCAAAGAGAGUGGCUACCGCUCCCUGUGUGAACAAGUGAGUCACCAUCCACCAGCUGCGGCUCACCAUGCUUUUUCUGAAAAGGGCUGGACCCUGAGACAAGAGAUUACUUUAGCCAGCAAGUUUAGAGGGAAAUAUCUCUCCAUUAUGCCUUUGGGUGCCAUACAGUGUUUAUUCGACAAAAGUAAAAAUCACUACUCUUGGAAGAAAGUGACGACAACAGUACACAACAUUAUUGUUGGAAAACUAUGGAUUGACCAGUCAGGUGAGAUAGAUAUAGUCAACCACAAGACAGGAGACCGCUGCCAUCUCAAGUUUACACCUUACAGUUACUUCUCCAGAGAUGUACCCAGGAAAGUUUCAGGAGUAGUGACAGAUAAAGAUGGCAAAGCCCACUAUGUGCUGUCCGGAACCUGGGAUGAGAAGAUGGAGCUUCGUAAGGUGAUGCAAAGCAGCAUAGGUGAGAAUGGAACAGAAGGCAAACAGAGGCCAGUGUACCAAACACUCCAACCCAAAGAGAUCUGGAGAAAGAACCCAUUACCUGAGGGAGCUGAGAACAUGUAUUACUUCUCAUCACUUGCAUUAACUCUGAAUGAGUCAGAGGAGGGCGUGGCACCCACAGACAGCCGGCGACGCCCUGACCAGAGGCUCAUGGAGGACGGGAGAUGGGAUGAGGCCAAUGCAGAGAAGCAGAGGCUGGAGGAGAAACAACGCACGGCCCGCAAGGAGAGGGAGAGGGAAGCUGUGAAGGCUGCCAACACUCCUGAGGAAGGCAACCACCCAGAUAACUACCAAGCAUUGUGGUUUGAGAAGAUAACGGACCCUGUAUCUGGGGAGACAUUACACAUCUACAAAGGAGGCUACUGGGAAACCAAGGAGCAGGGCAGCUGGGACAUGUGCCCGGACAUCUUCUAACACUCAACACCACAGGAAAAUGAAAAGCUGUGAGAGGCUCAAGGCAGUUUCAGAUAUGGAAUCUGGACUAUACCCUCAACACAACUAAAUAUUUUGUUACUUCAAAUUUCACUCCAGUAUUUAUUGCACAUUAUUUAUUCGUGUUCAAAUAUAAUCUGUUAAAUACUACAGUGCAUUUAUUAGUAAGGUGAUUUUGAUCCACACUGAUGUAGUUUUAAGACUGAAACUCCUUGUAAUGACUAAAAUAAAGAUGGACAUAGCCAUCACCAAUACAACAUUUCAGUGAAUUUAGUCUGACAGUUCAUUUCAAGUGAUAUAACACAUUUCCGUGGUUAUUAUGUGUAGUAUUUUCAGAUGCAAAGCUUCAUAAUCUGUCUAGUGUUGAGCUUUAUGAGGGUACACUAAACAAAAAAACAACAUCCCAGAGUUACAGCUGGAGCUGCCUGUGAUAUUGAUGUUAUUUAAGUCAGUAAGCUGUGAGGAGUCGGUAAGCUAUGAGGAGAGGUCUUCCUGAUUUCCUGUGAACAUUUCAACCAUAGCUUUAAUCUAUGUGGUUUCCUUUUGUGCUGCACUUGUACUUUUUCUAACAGCAAUAAGAGUGCCUCUGUGAUUACAUGUGGCAUAAUGUUCAGUGUUCAGUGUUCAGAUGUGAAAUGAUGUAACAUGCUACUGUCUAUCUUACCCACUGUCAUCAGUAAUGAGUGACUGAAUGGGUUCAUUUUAAAAUCUAUUAUUUUAUUUGACAUUCUCAAGUGUACUUAAAAGAACACUGACACAAUGUUACUACAUAUUUGUAUAAAUAUGUGACAAAGUACUGACUUUUGAAAUGAACAGGGUGAGAGAGACCAUAUGCACUUUUGUUUGUUUACAUUACAAAUAUAAUCAAUAAUAUUAUGUAGAGCUGCCCAGUGUGUUUAAUUUAAAUUUAAUCAAUUUCUGUUGAUCUCACACAGUUUGUGUUCAGUUGGUUUGAUUUCUCUUUGUUUAGUUGAGUUUUUAUGUGUGACUUGUUUAGUAACUUUGUAAACUCUUUAGUUCUUGUAUAUCGGGUGUGUAUGUAGUGACCGUGCUAAUAUUAUCAGUUCAUUCCCUGACCAGGACACUGGUCUGCGCAUCACUGCCGGGCAGUGCAGCUGUAGUUCACAAUUCAGGCUUUGCCUUUACUAUAUGUAAAUGAUCGUUCGUUAUAAAAUAUGUUUCUAAUAUAAAUGUCCAGUCAGGGUCUAUACAUUAAUUUUAAUGUGCACUGUGUCAUUCCUCUAGGUUGUAUUUUUAAUGCAGUGUUUUAGCAGUAUUCUAUAGAAAUUAAAGUCUGUGCAAAACACA
Periophthalmus magnuspinnatus is the source of this 3762-nucleotide messenger RNA. RefSeq names its product oxysterol-binding protein 1-like. The transcript is spliced from 17 exons. The record is from RefSeq and is a predicted model, not a curated record. Gene Ontology annotation, molecular function: sterol binding. Gene Ontology annotation, cellular component: cytosol; intracellular membrane-bounded organelle; membrane. NCBI's taxonomy places the organism in Eukaryota, Metazoa, Chordata, Actinopteri, Gobiiformes, Gobiidae.